CUGACAAGAACGAACGGCUGCCGUAGGAACGCGUGGGUUCCCGCGUAGUUCCAAACCUUCAUUUCGUGUGUUUUGUACUUGGUACCGUCUGCACGUAGUGCACCCGGUGUCUGUGUGUGAAGGACAACUUCGGUGGUGGACUACAGAAAAUGAAGCCUGCCCGAGGGAAGACGCCGAAAAAGAAGGGUCCCUCCAGGCCGGCGUCCACCGAGGCGCAAGACCCGGUUGAAGUGUACUGCCGCAUCCGACCGUUGCACAAUCCCAACGAUGUCCCCGUUGUGCGCCUCAUUGACAACAAGAUUGUCCAACUCGAACCCCAGGAGACCAACGGGCAGUCGAGGAACAACGUCCAGAAGCAGUACCGAUACACAUUCAAAUAUGUGUUUGACACCAGUGCCUCGCAGCAAGAGGUGUUUGAGCACGUUGGCCUGCCCUUAGUCAGUGAUCUUCUUCACGGAAAACCAGGGCUCUUGUUCACCUAUGGAAUCACGUCAUCCGGCAAGACGUACACCAUGACGGGGCAUCCGCAGGACGGAGGCAUUCUGCCACGGUGCUUGGACGUCGUGUUUAAUUCCAUCGGAGAAUUCCAAGCCAGGAAAUACGUGUUCAAGCCAGACAAGCUCAACGGCUACGACACACAGACAAUGGCUGAAGCCCUAGGAGAGUACCAACAGGAGAUCAUGCCUCACACGCCGAAGCCACCGAAAAUAAGGAGGAGGGACGACGACGCAAUGGACUGGUCUAGUCGAGUGCAUGAAACUGCCAAGGUGGACGACGUCGACCCCGACAUGGCAUAUGCAGUGUUUGUGUCGUACAUUGAAAUUUACAACAAUUAUGUGUAUGACCUCCUGGAGGACAAUCCGAUAGACCCUCUCAAGACAAAGCAGCUGCAGUCAAAGAUGCUACGAGAGGACUCCAAGCGCUGUGUCUACGCCUUCGGGGUGACCGAGGUGGAAGUGAAGAGUGCCGACGAGGCAUUCGAUGCCUGGUGCCGAGGACAGAAGCGCAAGCGCAUCGCCCACACCGCCCUCAACGCGGAGUCGAGCAGGAGCCACAGUGUCUUCAACAUCCGGCUCGUUCAGGCUCCCCUCGACGCUCAGGGCUUGGAUAUAAUACAGGACAAGAAUGCGUUGAUCAUCAGCCAGCUUUCGCUUGUUGACCUUGCUGGCAGUGAGCGCACAGACAGAACCGGCAACACUGGUCACAGGCUGAGGGAAGCAGGUAACAUCAACAACUCCCUCAUGGUCUUGCGCACAUGCAUUGAAAUUCUGCGGGAAAACCAGACCACUGGGUCGAACAAGAUGGUGCCCUACAGAGACACGAAGAUCACCCAUCUCUUCAAGAACUUCUUUGACGGCGAAGGCAAAGUUCGGAUGAUCGUCUGCCUGAACCCAAGGCCAGACGACUACGACGAGACCUUUCACGUGAUGAAAUUUGCGGAGAUGGCUCAGGAGGUUCUGGUUCCGUGCGCCACUCCAACGACUCCAGCCGCAGUGCCCAACCUCCGCGCCGGUCGCAGACGGCCUAUCUUGCCACGUACAGCGAGGUUUGGCGGCAGCCUAAAAGAGCUUUCCACAAUGCCACCACAAGAUAUCCCAAGGGAAGUAAUCUGUGUGCCAGAGCUACAGAACUACUUGCUCACGGAUCCCUCGGACGGUGAAGUCCUCAGGCGGAUGGACGAAUGGCUGACCCAGAAGAUCUUGUCCAAGAAAGAGGCGAAGGCAAAUGACAUGGCCCUGGCCGAUGACCUGAGGAGGCAGAUCAUCCAAAUGGAAGCAGAGAACGGCGUCUUGAAAGAGGAGCACAAGGUGCUGCGGAUGGACCUCAAGGCGCGAGAGCAGCAGGUGAUUCUGCUCGAGAAGAAGCUGUCCAACGCGGAGCAGUCCGUGCAGGCACUCAACCUGGAGCUGGAAGGCAUGUUCCGCCAGAAGAAGACGGUGGAGAACAUGCUGGACGAGAAGCAGAUGCAGCUGAACAAGGAGGCCAUGGAGAAAGUCCAGAUGCAGCACCGCAUGCAGGAACAGAUCCAGCUGGAGCGGGAGCGCAUGAAACGGGCCAUGAACCAACUACUGGCCGACAAACAGGCCGAACUGGAAGCCAAGCUGAGCGUCAACCACGAGAAGUUCCGCAUCCUGCGCGAAGUGCUCAACGGCGCCGACUGGGACGUUCCCGCCGCUGCCGCAGUUGCCGCUCGUGUUGAGCCGUCCGCACCCCCCAUGUCGUCGGAGAGUGGCGUGACAACCCGCUCCGCGGCAGCCACCAGUGAGUCCUGAUCCGUCGAAGAGUUGCGCCGCUUUUAGCC
Rhipicephalus sanguineus (brown dog tick) is the source of this 2302-nucleotide messenger RNA. RefSeq names its product kinesin-like protein KIF23. The transcript has 17 exons. Lineage: Eukaryota; Metazoa; Arthropoda; Arachnida; Ixodida; Ixodidae. Gene Ontology annotation, biological process: microtubule-based movement. The coding region runs from base 150 to 2273 and encodes 707 amino acids. Gene Ontology annotation, cellular component: nucleus; kinesin complex; microtubule. Gene Ontology annotation, molecular function: ATP binding; microtubule binding; microtubule motor activity. The record is from RefSeq and is a predicted model, not a curated record.